UCUUACUUAUCUGCUUACGAGAAUAUCUAAGACCUCCUAUUGUGGAAUACCUAAUGUAGAAGUGACGCCAAACUCAAGUACUGUUUCUAAAAGGGGCGGUCUUAUCCUCAAACACAGUAAGCUCACAAAGAGAUGUUCCACUCAGGAAUUGUGUAUGGCUUUCCAUAACUGAGGACAGGUAGGGUGACAAGGUGACAAUAUAUCUACAAGAACUACGUUUUCGUCAGCAACUUUCAUUAAUACUUCUCACUUACCGAUCUCGUUUCUCAGAAAACGGAAAUGCAUUUAAGACUUUUUACCGUAGUCCUAUUGCUGACUGGUGUUGGAUCAGGUUGUUGCACUUGCUUCAACGCCUCUUCUGUUGUGGCGUUAGAUGCGCAUAUUGAACGUUACGUAUAUCGUAAACUAGGGUCACCGUCUCUCUAUUCCUGUGCAUCGGCAUGUCUCAUGUCUUCAGUCUGCAUGUCCUUCAACUUUGAGACCAAAACUCGCAUCUGUGAACUCAACAGCAACAGCAGUGACCAAGUGGCCGUCACAACGCAGCCAGGAUUUCUCUUCAGUGACAUCAACCACUGGCCUAAGUCACUCGCUGGCGCCUGCUCGGAGAAACCUUGUCCAAUGUCCAGAUGUUAUCUAGAUCGACUGGGUCGGGCAUCAUGUGAGGCAGAGUUUCAAGGCUGUGCGGCACCACCUGCUGUUGCCAAUGCUGAGAUGCAUUAUGACGGAGUGUACGAAGGAGCAGUUGCAGUGUACACUUGCAAGGACAACUUCAAAAUGUGCACGGAUAGAAACAGCAGAGUCUGUCAGUUGACAGGAAAUUGGAACGGUUAUGUCGGCCCGUGCGCACAGUACAGUUGGGACAACCCGGUGAUGAACUCCCUCAUGGUCGUGCCUUGUGGGAAUUCAAGGAGCUUCAAAGUCUCAAUGAACAUCACUCCAACGACCGUUAAUCGUCUGAAUAUGGAUUUUUUCGGAGGAGAGAAUCGUCUGUACCAUAUUUCCUUCCGACUGGAUCAGAACAAGUUAGUAUUCAACUCACACUUCUCCGGUGUGUGGGGAAUAGAGAUUAGGCUAACGCCGGUCCCAUUGGCAAUUGGUACCGAGUCUCUGGUGGAGAUACGACUGGAUCAAGGCAUGUACAUGCUAGCUAUAGAUGGAUCAAGCAUACAUAACUUCACAGACCGAAACCCGAAUGCGAUUCCGGAAAACAUCUUGUUCGAGGGAGACGCAAUCGUCACAGCACUGUACAUCACCAUGUAACGUUGUUGUCAUGAUCAACUGACUCUCGGUAACAAAGCCUGCAAAACGAAAACAUCCCACAGCAAAGCUAAACAGUUUCUGGACAUACAAAGCAAUGUGAACAUUGUAUCAUUGUGCGCAGUCAGCGGAGUAUCAGACGUUUCUUUCCAAACCAUGGGUGACACAUUUGGUGGUCACUCGGCUUCUGUACUACUCAUGUCGCUUUUAGAUGACAUUGCGGUUUCAAAAACGUAUAUUGUAUAACGUAUUCAAAAAAAAAAAAAUAUUUAGGGAUCUUAUAUUUGUGACACAAUGAAACCGUAUUGUAAACCAUGCACACUUGCUUGAUUAUCUUUUUGACGGUAUUAGUUGAUUUAAAAAGUGAAUAUCUGGUAUUUGCUGUGCUUUCUUUCCUCCUUUUUCGAGAGAAUGGAAGAAUCCGCAUGUUCUAUGUAUUGCCGAUAAUAUGUUCUUGUUGAUUAAUCUUUAUGAAAAUCACAACAAACGAUACCUCUGGAAUGUCAUAAGAGAUGGCGACACUUUUUGCAGUAGUUUGUACUGCCUCUGAAACGUCCCUUAUCCCAUCAUCGGGCUGUGGAUAGUCUUUUCCAUUUUAAAUGCUUAUGCAGGUGUUUCGAGAGAUGAGAGGCUAUUUGGCAUUUCAAAUCUGUCGUGAUCGUUCAGCACCUAACUGUCGUAUGGAAUACCCCUUGAGAACAGAGAGACAGCAUCGUCCGUUUCAUAUUUAGAUCCACAUUGUUUGUUCAAGGUUUUCAAAAUUCAAGCCCCCAGUAAAGCUUUCAAAAAAGUUUUUAUAGUAGACAAGUGGAGGACAUUUGACGCAUCAGUGACAACAGUUAUGUCCGAUGCAAUUUCCCAUUUUGACUCUGAUGCUCUUUUCAGAUGAACACUUGGUUUGGCUUUGCAUGUGUUUGUGAUGGUACCAUUGUUUUGACUCGACCUGUAACCUGUGAUGGGAUGUCGUCAGAUUUUUGUGUUGCAGUAGCGAUCACUAAGGCCUGAUUUUAAUAAGAUUGUUUCAGCCCAACCAUAAACUUUAGCUCUAUUCCACCAUGUACAACAAUGCUUGAACAUCCUUGUCUGCAGUGUUAGUUUUAAUUGUACAUUGCACAAUUAAAAGGAGUACACUUCAAGUAUAUGUGUAGUAUAUAUUGUGCUCUCUCUCUCUCUCUCUCUCUCUGUCUCUCUCGCAUGAUUUUAUUCCGAAUUCAAUUCCUCAAUAUCUCCAUGACUUCACGAAAUUAAAACUAACAGAAGCAGUCCACAUUCGCCGCCUUGAGCAAUCAGUCAACAGAGAUAAAGGCUAUUUCAUCCCAUCCGCCUACUAUGAACAUCCUUAUCUGCACCGUGUUAGUUUUAAUUGUACAUUUAUAAGAAGUUGAUUCCACAAUUAAAAGGAGUAGUACACUUCAAGUAUAAGUUUAGAUAUGCCUCUUGCACUGAGGGGUGGUAAUGAGCACAGGUCCUUAAGGAUUCUCUCACUUGCUUUCCAUUCCUUACACACUGGUAUUGUAUUUGCGAAAAAAGAACGUUUUUAUUGGUCUACAAUAACUUUCGCCAUCAAAUCCCUAAGGUCAACCAUACACUUUGUGGUCUGGACACAUAACACCAACCUCGCUCAUAAGUAAAAUAAAGAAGUUGUUAUCUA
Molecule: messenger RNA, 2908 nt
Organism: Haliotis rufescens (red abalone)
Lineage: Eukaryota; Metazoa; Mollusca; Gastropoda; Lepetellida; Haliotidae
Exons: 6
Coding region: 280-1260 (326 amino acids)
Molecular function (GO): carbohydrate binding
Source: RefSeq, a predicted model, not a curated record